Rhipicephalus sanguineus (brown dog tick) is the source of this 1270-nucleotide messenger RNA. RefSeq lists its product as uncharacterized. NCBI's taxonomy places the organism in Eukaryota, Metazoa, Arthropoda, Arachnida, Ixodida, Ixodidae. The transcript has 10 exons. The record is from RefSeq and is a predicted model, not a curated record. The coding region runs from base 369 to 1121 and encodes 250 amino acids.
GUAGCGCAGAUGUUCUCCGGUAGCGCCCGAUCAUCGCCAUCAACAGAUCGCCAUCGCUACCGGGGCGUUUAAAUUUUGACAAGUGGAAAGCCCUUUGCGUGUAGACUGGAUCGACGCAUUCCGCUUGCUGGUUUAAUGACACAGUGACACAGGCCUCGGCAUGGAUUCCCCUAUGGAAGCUCUCAUCAAAGCGAUGAUGAUGGGCCGCCCUGAUAAGGCCGAGGACCCUGGCUCUCAGUUUUCACACUUUGCUUGAAGACCUAAAGACAGCAGCGCCUCACCUUCUCAAAUCGGACACUUACCAAGAGUUGAAAAGGGCUGAACUUGAUGCUGCAGAAGCACAACAACGAUAUGAAGCAGCUCACGAGAUGAAGUGUGUGUGGAAGGACAUUCAGCACUCCUGCCACAACAAAGAUGGUUUGCAACUGAUUGACAGUAGUUAUCACAAAGAAGCUGAGAAGGUGCAGGCUGCAAUUGUGCUUUCUGAAGACCCAGUUGGAAGGCUUUUGGGUCUGGAAGAUUGUGACCUAGAUGAGAUGUUCAUCCAUGAUUUACAUCGCGCAGUUUUAAAGCACCUCCGGCACCGUGAUUCGAGGAUAAAACGAAAGUUGAAGGCCCCCAAGAAGUAUUUGGGCGUGGGAGCCUUGGCCGAGGCAUUGCUUGCAAAAAUUCAUGGCAUUAAAAACUCAAUUGCAAACAUGAGGCUCUGGCAACAAGAAUGCCUUUUUAAACUGGAGAAGAUGUUACGAGAAAUCACCACAAUGAGACGGGAAUUGCCUGAGCUGAGAGAAAAAGAUUAUUCAUUUUUGCAAGAGUUAGAGGAAAAAAUUAUAGAAGGGCUCAUUGAAAUAGGAGAUGUGUUAGAAGAAGAACUGGAACGUGCAUUUCCAGGUAAAGGUCGAAUGGGCAAAGCUAUGGAGAUACUCAUCCGUAGGAUUAAAGUUCAACUUCUGCAUAAAGUUUCUGAAGAGGAGAAAAAACUGCAAGAAAAAGAGGAAUUACUUGACAAGUUUGAAGACCUCUGGUGUCCAGAGUUCGAAUCAAUGAUCACUGAGUACAAGAAUUUGUGUCUGUUACAAGAGUCGGUGAACGACGCAAACAAGCUUGCAGUACAAAAAUAAAAAAGGUCAUCAAGAACACCGACGUAAAAAUGUUGCACCUGUGAGAUUCCCUUCUGAAGAGCGACACUCAAGACCAGUUGUGCUACCAGGACUUAUUUUUUUUUGCUGUAGAAAAAUAAGGCUGUAUUUUUUAAAAUAAAGGUAUGAAU